This is a messenger RNA of Arabidopsis arenosa, 539 nucleotides long. Lineage: Eukaryota; Viridiplantae; Streptophyta; Magnoliopsida; Brassicales; Brassicaceae. The record is from the annotation of a GenBank genome assembly.
GUAGACGAGGAGGUUUCAGACGUCAAACAUAAUCAAACAUGGCUAAAGCACAAAUAUGUCUUUGUUUCAUCAUCUUCUUAUUCCUUUGGUCAGAAGGAAAUUUCAUGAAAGUAGCCAAGGCAGAUCGCUCCGGAGAUUGGUGUGUUGCUAAACCUUCUACGGCUAACGAAAGGCUUCAAGAAAACAUAAACUUUGCGUGUUCGAAAAUUGAUUGUCAGAUUAUAUUGGAAGGAGGUGCAUGUUAUUUACCCGAUAAUCUCAUUAGUCGUGCUUCUGUUGCCAUGAAUCUUUAUUACCAAGCUCAAGGAAGACAUUUUUGGAACUGCAAUUUUGAAGGCUCUGGUCUCAUCGGCAUAACUGAUCCUAGCUACGAAGGUUGCAUUUAUCAAUUUCGUAAGUAAAACAUAUCAAAGUUCGAUCUUGUUGCAAGAAGAUAGAGGCUGUAUCUGAAAUUUCCUAUUAAUAUUUAAACUUUGGAUGUUUUAAUUCGAUUUUUCAGCAGUUAAAUGUUUGAGAUUUAAUAUAUUUAUCAAUACUUC